AUUAACCAGGCCCUGGGCUGCUGCUCACAGCAGCAGACGGUGGGCAGACUGCGGUCCAAGAGCUGGGAUGGCUUAUAACGUCGUCAGGUCGGGAGCUGCAUGCGGGUCAUAAUAAGCUUCUGUACGAUGUGCGCACGGCUCCCAAAAGUUUGGUACACCAGUGUCAUCCGGGUCUGCUGUCUCUGCUGCGAGUGCCGACUUGGCCAGUUGUGGCGUCGGCCAGAGGCCAAUCAGUCCGUCGACGGUCGUCGUUCUGCACGUGCAAAUGCCUCCACCGUGCAGGCCUAGAGAAACGGUGUCUUGAUGUCUUCUGGAGCUUACCCCAGGUGAUUGGAGGGCCGUCGAGUCAACCCCGAUCUAGCUGCUCUGUCAAAUCUACUCAGCAUGGCCAGGGUGUCGAGGUUCAGAGAGGCUUCUUGCGCUUUGCACCGGUCGAUCUGAUGGCGUGUGCCGGGCCAAGGAUCCGCCUGAUUUCAGCUUUUGCAGACCCAAAACUGUGUCUGUGUCUUGCGCCGAUCUGAGAGCCUCCAUGCGAACUGAAGAGCGCUCAGUCCACCUGCAGGACGCCAGGCACAAGAAAGGUUGACCCAAAGUCCAGCCAGAGGCGGGGUUUUGAUACCAUCCAUCGGGACAAACUACUCGUCCUUGUGUCUCGUACGAUCUGAACCUAGCCCGAUACCUCGUCCUGCUGUCCGCCUGCAGAGUCGACCAACUGUCUUCCUCUGCAAAGGAUUCCCCUGCAAAGUAUUUCUGGAAGUCAAUCGCCUUCAAAACCAAGCGUCCGCUUUAAUCGACUCCAGCGUUGGGAAUUUCUCUCUUCAUCGCCGUCGUCUUCUUCAUCUCCUCCUCCUCUUCUUCCUCCACCACCACCACCAACACCACAUCUUCCUUCUCCUCUUCCUCCUCCUCCUCCUCCUCCUGCCCCUCUCCUUCCUCCCACCAUCUUGGAUUACACCUCCUGGUCAGGCGCUGCUUUGGGUCGGGCGUUUUACGGUAAUUCUUUCUCUUACACUUCAGAAGAAAGCGCCUCGGUUUGCUUUGCACAGAGGCGCAAAUCUACGGGUACUUCUUCCUAUAUACCACCGAGCGGCGGGUAACAAGCUGCUUACGAGGCACCGGUGCCUCUUUUACGUCCAACCACUCCCCUUCUGGCUCUCGUCCUUCUUGUUACGCCUCCUUCUCUUCUCCCACCAGCCCAUCCUUUCGCCCCCGGGGCUGCGCUUCUGACCAUUUCCGCUUUCGAGCCGGUCGCUUGCGCCCGAAAUCCACGUGGACGACAAGACUUUGACACUUUCAGUUCUUCUGUCGCUCUGCCGGGAAGCGAACGUUCUGACUUUCGGUUGCUCCCCCACCUUGCUUCUUCACGGCAUGGAGCUCUAGAAAUGACUUUGCGCCUAAACUUUAUCAGAGCCCCCAAGCUUUCGCCAAUCUCGCAGGAGCGUUCGUGAAGAAAGAAAAGAAGAGUCUGCUGAGGAAACCUCGAUGACUGUUCGCAUCUCUGGCAAGACCCCGCCGUAUCACCACUCCACGGUCCACAAUAUUUCCCAAUCCACAAAGUCUCCAGCUUUCCUCCAUUCUGGUUGAAGAACCUCUUCCCCUACCUUCCAGCAACAGGUCUCUCGGCACCAGCCUGUAAAGUCUGAUUUAGAACGUCGAAAAGCUCGCGCUGAAUAUCCUUGGUUCUGAAUCUUGCACUACACCAGUUAUAUUCUGCCCUUGCAUUCUCUUGUUUAGCCUGGCUCCGACCGGUCCACACCGACGCAAACCUCCACAACGUAGCGUUUGGUACAACCCGCGAGCAAACACUUACUAUCGCUGCGUGUGAACAGGCCGGAAACGUCACGAUGAACUACGGUACCGUCAACUGGGGAUAUCAGUAUCCGCAACAGUAUCCAGCGCAGUUCGCAGCGAGCGGUCAACUGCCUUAUCCAUCCAGCGCCUUCAACCCUCACAUGCUACCUGUUCCGCAGCAGACGUAUCGCCAGCUCGAACCGUAAGUUGAGCCGAAUUUCUCUCGGCGCACAUUGUAGGCAAAGCGCAAGUGCCGGACGUCUAGCAAUGCGCGCAAAAAGCCGACUCGUUUGACUUCCAAAUGUUCACUUCGAGUACGACAACAGCCGGAAGAGGCAGCUCUGACAAUGAGCAAGAAGGAAAAGUCGCGCAAGCCGAUUGACCCGCCUCCCGUCCUUCAGUUUUUCGUGGAAGAACCUGCAGACCCUCAGAAGUUGUACAUGAACAGUCCAAAUCUGUUUUGCGUGGCCCAUCUGAUUCGCGCGGAUGACGACACGCCCUACAAAACACACAACAACGAGCCCACGCUGAUCGGAAAUCUCUGCUCCUCCAUCCACAGACUGAAGGAUCCAGAAGGAGGCGAGUUCGGCUACUUUGUCUUCGGCGACAUCUCCGUCCGGGUGGGCGGCAGCUGGAGGCUCAUGUUCACUGUAUUCGACAUCCAACCGGACGGCGGCACCGGCGCCGCAAGGAAACUGGCAACCGUCGCUACGGCCCCGUUCAUCGUGCACAACAGCAAGGAAUACAAGGGCCUUCGCGAGUCGUCGCUUUUGACGCGCACGUUCUCGGACCAGGGCGUCCGCCUGCGUCUGAGAAAGGAGCCGCGAGGCAACGGCUCGAAGCGCAAGGCGGGCGAGGCCACGCCCGAAUCGGACGACGAAGAGGUCGACAAGCGCCAGCGAUACGAGGACUUCACAGAGCCCCAGACGGGCGCGUACGCCGGCCCCGUGCAGCCGCCCGACACCACGCCUCUGCAGCAUCAGGCGAGCCCGUCGCCCUACUCGACGUACCAGGCAGCCUCCCUCCCCUCCACCGUGGGCUACUUCCCGCAUUCACAGUCGUCCUCGCAGGCCCAGUCGGACUUUAUGGCCUCGACCUUCCGCACCGCCUCGAGCUCCAUGUCCUCCAACUUCGGCGCGGUCGGCAGCGGCAUCAGCACCGACAGCUUUGCGUCCAGCCCCUUCACGGGCGCCGGCGGCGCCGUCGGCGGGAGCGACGCAACAGACGCCUCCAGCUUCGGUCACCAGAUCGACUCCGGCUUGCCCCUCCAUCCCAUCAGCAGGUACCAAGAGCAGCUGCGAGCGCAUCGCGACGUUCUCCUCAACGCUUCGCACUUCAACGGCUCACAUCUCAACGGAUCCCCGGGCUAUUGAACCGUGGCUGAGAAUGUACGUGAAUCGCCGGGUCCUAUUCGCAAUUCGAACCAAAAAUUACCUUUUUUUUUUCAAAGAAAAAAAAAUUUUAGGAAGGACAACCAUGUUACAUAUAUACAAUAUUCGGCGUGCUAACCAUGGGCUGGGUGUGGGUGGGCAGCAUUAGAACAGCGUUCUCUGGGAAAGAGACGAACAAAAAGGGACAAGGGCCACGGGAGUUUUGGGCGCGCAAUUUGCAUUGUGACGGUGUACAGGUAGCGGAAAGUCUCACUUCUAGUCGAACAAGCCAUAAU
Messenger RNA from Verruconis gallopava, 3457 nucleotides. RefSeq lists its product as hypothetical. Bases 2139 to 3164 code for a protein of 341 amino acids. The record is from RefSeq and is a predicted model, not a curated record. Lineage: Eukaryota; Fungi; Ascomycota; Dothideomycetes; Venturiales; Sympoventuriaceae. The transcript has 2 exons.